Messenger RNA from Vicia faba (fava bean), 1164 nucleotides. The record is from the annotation of a GenBank genome assembly. Lineage: Eukaryota; Viridiplantae; Streptophyta; Magnoliopsida; Fabales; Fabaceae.
AUGAAUAAAGUACGAAAGGGAAAUACAACGUUGACCGGUUUUGCAUAUCUUCUGAUGGUAUUUGCAUUUGAACGAUUCAAAUGCCUUCGCGAGAUAUUUAAUUUUGCUAUACCGAGUCAAUUUCCGUUGAUGUUGGGGUGGGUGAAUGUAACAAGUGAGAAUCUUAGGAAUAGAUCUUUAAUGCCUAUCAAGAAAGCUUGCUAUGAUAAGCUUCGGGAAAUGACGGAUGAAGAUGUGGAUUUGUUACCUUAUAGGAGGGAUGGUCUAGAAGCUGAAUUGGCCGAUCAAUUCAAAUCUCAAAGUUGGAUAGUAUAUGCGAAAGUAUAUACCAUCUGCUUUGAAAAUAUUGCAAAACAUCCUGUGCAUACUUGUUAUAAACAGUUGGGGUUGGAGCUGGGAAAUUUGAAAAAAUGCGAUGAUUUUAGAAAAAAAAUGAUACUACAGGAAAGAGGCCCGGGAAAAGAUAAAAAUUGGAGGGAUUUCAAUCUGUUUUAUACGCAUUGCAAUACGCGGUGGGCGAAAAGGAAUAUGCACCUUAUCAAAAAGAAUUUUCAAAUGUUUGGACCGCUAGUGAAUUAUUUGCAGGAGGGAGAUGUUGAUGAACGUGAAACCGAAUCCCCUCCUAGGUGUAAUUUGCCUACACCUCGAGAUGAAGUUCAGGCCCCCAUCUUCGACUCUUCUCUGUCGCAUGAAGCCUUAGCCAUCCAGACGCCUCAGGAAGUCUUAUACUCCCAGAUGUCUCCACAGCCUACGGAUGACGAUUUUGAUCACGAUCAUGAUAUGGAUGACAGUCUUAUUUAUGGUGAGACUGUUGAAGUUGAAAAUCCUAAUAAUGAUGUGGAUGCUGGGGUUGGCAAUCUUGGGGUUGGCAAUGCUAAUAAUGAUGAGGAAGUUGAGGUUGGCAAUCCUAAUAAUGAUGAGGAAGUUGGAGACGGCAUUCCUAAUAAUGAUGUUAUAGGUGUUGAGGUUGGCAAUAAUAAUAAUGAUGUUCUAGAUGCUGGGGUUGACAAUCAUGAUGAGGGUGAGCAUAAUAAUAAUGUGAGGAAUUAUACCCGUGGUGAAGGAGUACUAAGAACAAAACCCCGUAUGCGUACAAUGUAUACGCCGGAACAAGAAUUGCGUGUUAGAAAGAAAACAAAGCUUAGAAAGCCAAAGAUCAAGUGA